AUGGCGGCUUCUUCAGAGAAAACCGCGCCAUCAAAUAAUAGGCAGGGCGGAGGGAAGAAUGAAAUUGUUGAGGUUUUUUCAAUACCCAUUUCAACGAAGAAGCGCAAGAGAGGAGAGGAGUCGAAAAAUGAGAGGCAUACAAGUAGCAAAGGCAAGGAGAAACAAGAAAAACCUACACCCGCCUCCGCUGCAAAGAAAGUCAGAUUCCAGGAGGAGGUAACAACUGAGACCAAAGAAAUUGAUGAAAGGCAAAACAGCAUUUUAAAAAGGAGAAAAGAGAGCAGUCUGGUGGAGAAUGAUAAAAAAAAAGAUGAAGGGAAAGAAAAACACUCGAGUGUUGAGGUGCUGGAUCACAUUCACACCAAGAAUAUGAUUGAGGGGUGUGUGAAAUCUAUGAUAAGUGAAGCAAAACAAGAAUUUGGGAAAGAGAACAAGAGUAUUAUGGAUGCCUUUCAAAAUAAGGCGAGACAAGGAAAUGAGAAGCGCAAAGGGUCAGCCUCUUACAAGCACAGGGCUGAUAUGUUUGAUAGUUUACCUUGUUCUCAUUACAUAAGAAGCGAUAUGUUGGAAGCCCCACUGAAUGAUUUUGAAAUUGAAGAACUAAACGAGAAGUGGCGGCAGGUGCAAGAAACUGAGUUGAAAGCUAGGAUUGGACGAGUUGCGUUAAUGAAUGAAGAACUGCAAAUGAGGAUGCCGCGAAUUCGUAAGGAGUCGAAUGAUAAACGUUGUUAGGGUUUUUGUUCUUAGACUAGACGCUUUGCAUGUGAAGAUUUUAUGUUGGCAGUGAGUUAACUGCUGUUCAAACUUUAGACCUUGUUUUAUUGCAUUUUGUUAUUUUGUUCUAUCUUUAGCAGCAACUCUAAUUUCAGCUAAAGUGUAUAGGCUAGGAAAUUUCCAGUUUUUGGCAGUUUGACUGAUGCAAGAUAAGAUGCACGUACCGUUCUUGGCCAUCUUCAUCUAAAGAAAAU
This is a messenger RNA of Cryptomeria japonica (Japanese cedar), 968 nucleotides long. Its product is annotated as protein MNN4-like. The transcript is spliced from 2 exons. The record is from RefSeq and is a predicted model, not a curated record. Bases 1 to 732 code for a protein of 243 amino acids. Lineage: Eukaryota; Viridiplantae; Streptophyta; Pinopsida; Cupressales; Cupressaceae.